Molecule: messenger RNA, 417 nt
Organism: Cooperia oncophora
Lineage: Eukaryota; Metazoa; Nematoda; Chromadorea; Rhabditida; Trichostrongylidae
Source: the annotation of a GenBank genome assembly
AUGGAGGACCGGCGGAUGUCGAUUCUGUCGGACAUCGAACUCGUUCGUGGAGUAGUGAUUGGCGAUAACGAGUCCGUCAUAACUAUGAUGAUGGAGAAGUAUGCCGAGUACAAUGGUGUGUCCUACAAUCAUCAGAAGGGAGAGCUAAUCACAGCUUUUAAUGGUAGAAAGUGCGUCUUCAAAACUGUCUCCAUGGAGCAAACCGAUCGAGGAUUCGAUGACCCCCACGUAUUUCUGUUGUGUUUAUCUGUAGCACGUCAAACCAGUGCAGAAGACACGCUUCAUUUGAUCUUCAACACAGUGGCCGAGCGUAUACGUGGUGUGCCGUACGUACUCGUCGGUACUCAAAUUGACAAACGUCUUUCAAUGCUGAUCGAAAACUACGGUUGUGUCAAACUAAAGAAUACUAGCCGAUAA